Molecule: messenger RNA, 2532 nt
Organism: Sphenostylis stenocarpa
Lineage: Eukaryota; Viridiplantae; Streptophyta; Magnoliopsida; Fabales; Fabaceae
Source: the annotation of a GenBank genome assembly
AUGAAAAUGGAGCUAAAAGGAGAGGCUGAACUUCAGGAGGAGAGACCCUCAUCACCAAUGCGGGUCCUGCAGCAUUUUUCUGGGGGGGCAUUCAGAGUUGCAGGGGAAGCAUUGCACAAUAUGUAUUCUAAUGGGGGCUCAGGCAUGCCAAAUAUGGGGUCUCCUGGUGUGCAUAGACGUUCUCAGAGUGAGCUUGUUUGCAGAGGAGUUCAGCGUAAUAAUAGCCUUCAGAAAUUAAAAUCUCAUGUGCACAGGGCUUGGCGUUGGGGUGGCAAAUCCCGCGAAGAAGAUUCCCUGGCUAAUUUUAACCCUGAGGUCAUGGCAAACCAGAAACGACAGUGGUAUCGGCUUCAUCCUAAAAGUCCGGAUUGUGUACAUAAUAAGGAGCCACCAUCGCUCUUUGAACAUUUUGUGAUUGUGGGGCUGCAUCCAGAUGCCAAUUUGGAAGCCGUGGAGCAUUCAUUUGCAAGAAGGAAGAAGUGGGAAAAGAAUAAAGGAAGACCUGAAUUUAUAGAUUACAGAAAGCCUCAGGAACAAAGGGCACAAGAACCAACUUUGGAACCUCAGUUACUGUUCAAAUAUCCUCCUGCAAAGAAGCUGACAAUGCGAAUGAAAGAUUUAGCUCCCUUUUGCUUUCCUGAAGGUGUUAAGGCAUGGUUGUUGGAGAGGACUCCAUCUCUUAGUGAACUUAAUGAACUUGUCUAUGGACAGGAACAUUUAGGAAAAGACGAUCUUUCAUUUGUCUUUGCAGUCAAGGCAGCAGACAAUACAACACUUUAUGGAGUUUGCUUACAUGUGCCUGAAAUUGUUCAGAGGCCCCCUGGUAUCUUAGGCAUAUCAUCUUCUUUUUCUCAUCCCUCUGGGGUCAGCCGUUUUCUGGUUUCUGCACCUCGCUGUUACUGUCUUCUGACUAGAGUUCCCUUCUUUGAGUUACACUUUGAGAUGUUAAACAGUCUCAUUGCACAGGACCGCCUGAAUAGGAUAACUCAGUUUAUAAAUGAGAUGACUCUCACUGGCAGCGUUCCAUCAUCACCCCAACUAGGUGAUCAAAUGAGUUCAAAGGCUAACUCCCCGGAGAGGGAGUCAUUUAGUGACUGGAUGGAUUCUGCAAUUCCUGUUGAUGGUGCAGCUGUUAUUACUGCUGCAGCUGCUGGGAUUAUAUCUGAUGAUGAAGCCCUACAGUUAUCACCUAAAAUAUGUGAUUCUCACUGCCAGUCUCCUGUAAGUGUGACGGCCAGUGAGUCUCCACAUUUUUCUCAGGUCAGGGAUGUAGACAAGGAUGACAAGAAGAAUAUCCAAGUUCUUGAUAAUGCUGCUUUCAAGGCACCAGAAACUCUUCGUUCUAUACCAAGAAUGCAUGGAAAUUGCGAAAAUGGCCAAGUUUCUCCAAAAGUUAGAACACCUUCUAAUCAGAUUCUUGCCUUGGAGCGCCUUGGAAGUUCCGAAUCACUUUUCAGUCCAGUUAGAAGCAUGGCAUUAGAAGAUGAUGACGAGUUUUUCUCAAACAACGAAAGAGAUUAUGGGGAUGACUUGUUAAUGGAAUGGGCCAUGGAGAAUAAGAAUGAUUUGCUACAAAUAGUUUGUAGAUACCAUGCUCAACCUAUUCCACCUCGAGGAAGUGAAUUUGUCUUCCACCCUCUCGAACAUCUACAAGCUAUUCAGUACAUACGACAUUCAGUUGCUGCUCUAGGCAUCGGAGAUGAUUUUAAUUGUUCUGAACCAGCUCAGGACAACACGAAGCUGGCAGCAGCUGAGGAAGCUCUAUCAUUAUCAGUAUGGACAAUGGCGACUACUUGUCGAGUUCUGUCCCUUGAUAGUUUUAGUUAUUCUAGUGAUGUCAUUAAUUACAGGAGUCUUGUUGGAAAAGCAGGUGGUAAUAAUGUGCCCGAAUCUGAGUGGAAUUGCAACCUGCCUUUCAUUUUGGCAAUUUUUGACAUGAUGCAGGGUGUUCUAUCUGCCACAGUGCUUUCUCUCAUUCCCAUGAUUCGUCCUUUUCAGUGGCAGAGUUUAUUGCUCCCGAUUUUACCUGGGACAAUGAUCGAUUUUCUUGAUGCCCCAGUUCCAUAUAUUGUUGGCAUCCAACAUAGACCAGAUAACUUGAAUAUGAGAACUACUAAUCUUGUUCUUGUUAAUAUACUGAAGGACCAGGUUACAAUGUGUCCAUUACCAAAACUUCCACAGCAUAAAGAGCUUCUCUCUCAGUUGGCUCCAUUUCAUGCUAGACUUUCAAAUGAAAGAUCAAUUGCUAGAAAGCAUCCUGUACAUAGGUGCAACGAAGUCCAGGCCGAAGCUGCAACUAAGUUUUUGAACAUAAUGUGGCACUAUUUGGAGUCACUUUGUUCAGAUCUGAAAUCCCACACGAUAACUAGUGUACAAUCAAACAAAGAUAGGGUUUCUUUACUUCUUAAAGAUAGCUUCAUUGAUUCCUUUCCUGCUAGGGAUCAACCAUUCAUUAAGCUUUUUGUAGAUACACAGCUCUUCACUGUUUUAUCAGAUACUCGUUUGUCAAGCUUUGAGAGUGGCCAGUCAUAG